Messenger RNA from Blumeria graminis f. sp. triticale, 678 nucleotides. NCBI's taxonomy places the organism in Eukaryota, Fungi, Ascomycota, Leotiomycetes, Helotiales, Erysiphaceae. The record is from the annotation of a GenBank genome assembly.
AUGCGUUACGCCGUCCUAGGUUGUCUUAUCUCGAGCUUUGCUGUGAACAGUUUAGCUGGUGUUGCACACAGCUCUGAUGAAAGCCCCGUUGUAUCAGAUGGCAAUGGUAUCGCCGCUUCUAUCGGAAAACGGCACGUCAUUGUGCUCCCACCUACAUUUAAUAACACCUCGCCAUUCAAUGACACAGAUUCUUCAAAGCCUCCAGUAUCUUCGCCAGAGCCAUGUGGGAAAGUUGUAGAGGUUUGCCCAGAAGCUUCAAAAGAUGCGGGAUCUGACUCCUCGAAAAUCACGCACAUGAAAUAUCGUUGUGAUCUUGCUGUAUUCCAUCAGAGUCAAGUAGAAGCGGCAGCAAAGAAAGGGUGUGAGAUAAACAAGAGCAAAUGGAAACUCUUACUCUCUCCUCUACAAUUAUCGCCCAGCAAAUUUCAUCUACUCCAAGACGGCAUUGUAGCUUCCUCUCGGGAAAACGAAAAGCUUGAAGGCCCUUUCUUCAUAUUUCCGCUCAUGACAAGUGCUGAGACGUACACAUGGGGCCCCCGAGGUGAAUUCAGAGUUCUAUUCAACGAAAAAUGUCAGGUUGCCGGGGUCGUUCACAAGAAAACGAGUAGCAAAUGCGAGAAGAAUCGAUGUAGCGUUUUCAAAAAACUUGUCACCUAUGAGCGCUGUGCUACCGAAUGA